AUGAACAAUAGAACUACUAUACAAAUAAAGAAAGAGGUAUUAGAUCCUCAACCAAUCGUGUUGAGUGAUAGUGUUACUGGUGCUUCGUAUGGUGUUUACGAGUCACAACGAUUAAAUACUCAAAGAGCAACUGACAAUCAAUUUAGUUUGCUUAUCUCUCCAAUCAUGUGUAUUCAACAAAUCAACAAACUACAAGUUAGAGGGAAUGUAAGAUACGAUGUUCGUUUCACUGCCUACACUCAAGAGAUGAGACAAGUCGCUGCUAAUUGGAUGGCCAACAAGUACUCUACUUACUCUAAUGCAGCAGGCAAUGCUUUGAGAUUGAGCACUCACAAUGUCUCUUAUUUGACAUUCCGAUCGAUUCGUUACUCGGUACCAUCAUUUCCAGAGGCUGUGUUUGAUUAUGGACAAGAUGCUUUACAGAAUAGACUCAAUCAAGAUAAUGUAAUCUCAUUCACACUUGCUCCCAAUAUCGCUGCCGAGUUGGACCAAGUGAUUGCUCAAAAUGCAUUUUCAUUAAGAGCAUCAAUAUCUAUUUCGCCAUCACAACAAUCAGCUGUUGAUGUUCAAAUUUCAUCUAGUUCUGGUGUAGAACCAAUCGAUCCAAUUGGUAGAAUUAUUAUGUGGUAUUUCUCACCAACCAACAUUCCAUCCAAUCAUUUGGUAUGUGACGGUAGUGAAAUCACCAAUUUAACAAGAUACCAAAAGUUGGUCGAUUUACUUGGACGUGACGCCAAUGGAAGAGUAUUCCUACCAGAUUUACGUGGUCGUACUGUUAUUGGUAGUGGUCAAUCUACUGGUCUAUCAAACUAUUCUCUUGGACAAACAGGUGGUGUCGAACAAGUCACUCUUACCAGAGACCAAAUGCCAGCACACAACCACGGUGGUGUUACAGGUGCUGGAAAUAAAGCAAAGUACAUUGUUGUAUAUCAAGCUGGAACCAGUAAUUGUCAUUGGCAUGUUAAUGGGUGGGCAGGAGGAGCACCAAACCAUAUGAGAGGUGUCGUUGACGGCAGACCAAACUCAAUUGCCGACGCUGAAGGAGACAUCAAUUACCCAUUAUCACAUCAUACUCACAACAUCACCUCUGAUGGUGAAGGAGAAAAGAACGACAUUCUACUUUGCGUCAGCCCCCGAUAUAUGGUACCACAAGAGGUAUUAGAUUCUCAACCCACAGAGUUGUUUGAUAGUGUAACAGGUGCAUCGUUUGGUGUUUACGAAUCACAACGAUUAAAUACUCAGAGAGCAACUGACAAUCAAUUUAGUUUGCUUAGAGCUGUCAUCUCUCCAAUACUUUGUAUUCAACAAAUCAACAAACUACAAGUUAGAGGGAAUGUAAGAUACGAUGUUCGUUUCACUGCCUACACUCAAGAGAUGAAACAACUAGCUGCUAAUUGGUUAGCCAACAAGUAUUCUACUUACUCUCAACAACAACAAAAACAACAACAACAGCAACAAGAACAACAACAAGGAGGCAAUGCUUUGCGUUUGAACGUUGACAACAUAUCAAAUCUGGUAUUCCGAUCGAUUCGUUUCGCUAUUCCAUCAUUUCCAGAGGCUGUAUUUGAUUUUGGGCAAGAUGCAUGGCAGACUAGACUCAAUCAAGAUAAUGUAAUCUCAUUUACACUAGCUGCCAAUAUCGCUGUAGAGUUGGACCAAGUGAUCGCUCAAAAUGCAUUUUCAAUGAGAGCAUCGUUAUCCAUCACACCUCCAGCCUCAUCAAUACCAUCACAAUCGGUUGCCGAUGUUCAAAUUUCAUCUAGUAUUGGGACAACAACAACAAUCAUCAAUGAUCCAAUUGGUAAGAUUAGUAUGUGGUCUUUGUCAUUGGACGUCAUUCCAUCAAAUUACUUGGUUUGUGAUGGCCGUGAAAUUACAAACCAACCAAGAUACAAAAAGUUGGCUGAUUUACUUGGUCCAGAUACAACCAAUGGAAGAGUAUUCCUACCAGAUUUACGUGGUCGUACCGUAAUUGGUAGUGGAAGUGGUCAAUCUACCGGUCUAUCAAACUAUUCUCUUGGACAAACAGGUGGUGUCGAACAAGUCACUCUUACCAGAGAUCAAAUGCCAGCUCACAACCACGGUGGUGUUACAGGUGCUGGAAAUAAAAUCAAAUACAUUGUUGUACAUCACCAAGGAAAUAAUAAUUGCCAUUGGCAUGUUAAUGGAUGGGAUGGAGGUGCACAUCAUGCAGUAGGACAGAUCGACAACCGACCAAACUCAAUUGCCGACCCUGGAGGAGAUACUAAAUACCCAAUGUCUCAUCACACGCACAACAUCGCCUCUGAUGGUGACAUCAACAAGGUUGGUACAAGAUACUGUAUUAAAUUCACUGCCUACACGCAAGAGAUGCAACAAAUAGCUGCUGAUUGGUUGGCCUACAAGUAUUCGUCUACUUACUCUCAACAACAACAACAACAAGGAAAUGAUUUGAAAUUAAUUUGUGUUGACAACAUAUCAAAUCUUCCAUUCCAAUCGAUUCGUUACUCUAUUCCAUCAACACCAGAGGCUGUAUUUGAUUAUGGACAAGACACGAAAAGUCUCAAGAAUCAAGAUAAUAUAAUCUCAUUCCUACUCUUUCAUUAUACAGAGUUGGAUUUGUUGAUUGCCCAGAAUGCAUUUUCAAUGAAGGCAUCAUUAUCCAUUAAACCAUCAUCACAAAAAGAAGAAGAAGAAGAAGUUAUUGACAUCCAAAUUACAUCGGGUACACCAAGCUUGGGAUGUUGUGCGACAAAAACCGUGUCAAUGGAUAUACCACUCUACAAAGUGUCAACCCUUGUUGUGACCAAUAAUAUAUUAAAUCAAAAUAAUUCAGCCUCCGAUCUUCGAGUCCAAACUUCAGCAGCAGCAGCAGCAGCGGCAGCAGAAAUAGUACCAGAUGGGGAUCAAGGACCAGCUCCAGCAGUUCAAAACCCAGCCAUUGUAGUUGAAAAGCAAGACAAGAAAUACGAUAGAUUGAUUCAACUCAAUUUAAUCUUUCUUUCUUUUAUUACAUUGUUGGUCUCUUUUAUUGCAUACAAGCAUUUAAACGGCCCAGUCAUACAAACUCAACCAAUUGGAACUAUUGAACAAUGGUAUUUCUCAUUGGCAGAUGUACCAUCCAAUUAUUUGGUGUGCAAUGGUACUGAAAUCAUUGACAACGUCCGUUACAAAGACCUUGUCAUUUUAUUGGGAAAGGAUGCCAAUGGUAGAUCUUUCCUACCUGAUUUACGUGGUCGUGCCAUCAUUGGUUCAGGAAAAGGAAAUGGGUUGUCAAACUACAAUCACCGUCAAACUGGAGGAGAGGAACAGGUCACUCUCACAAAAGAUCAAAUGCCAGAACAUAAUCAUGGUGGUGUCACUGGACCUGGAAACAAAGCAAAGUACAUUGUUGUACACCAAGCUGGAACUUCCAACGACGCCUACCACGUCAAUGGAUGGGCAGGUGGGCCAAACCAUAUGAGAGGAGCCGUCGACAACCGACCCAACUCUAUUUCCGAUCCAGAAGGAGACACUCAAUACCCAGGAUCCAUUCACACACAUAAUAUUAAAAAUGAUGGUAAAAAUCAACCACAUAACAACAUGCAACCAUAUAUUGCUUUACACUAUAUCAUCAAAGCUCAAUAA
This is a messenger RNA of Cavenderia fasciculata, 3606 nucleotides long. RefSeq lists its product as uncharacterized. NCBI's taxonomy places the organism in Eukaryota, Evosea, Eumycetozoa, Acytosteliales, Cavenderiaceae. The transcript is spliced from 8 exons. The record is from RefSeq and is a predicted model, not a curated record. Bases 1 to 3606 code for a protein of 1201 amino acids.